Molecule: messenger RNA, 2746 nt
Organism: Actinia tenebrosa (Australian red waratah sea anemone)
Lineage: Eukaryota; Metazoa; Cnidaria; Anthozoa; Actiniaria; Actiniidae
Product: RNA-binding protein 28
Cellular component (GO): nucleolus
Molecular function (GO): mRNA binding
Source: RefSeq, a predicted model, not a curated record
AUGGCGACCAAAGAAGGCRAAGAAGUCGAGAAAGAAGAAGAAAAAUCCAACAGAAUAUCAAAAAAGGUGUUAUUCGUAAGAAAUCUUCCCUACGAUAUCAAAGAUGAAGACUUUGAGAAGGCAUUCAGUGAUAUAGGGCCUAUCCGAAGAAGUUAUUUGAUCAAAGAGAAAGGUUCAAACAACUGCAGAGGGUUUGGGUACGUAACAUUUGCUAUUGAAGAAGAUACACAAAGAGCCAUGGAGACAGUAAAGAUGCUUGGCGGCAGGAAGCUAAAAUUUGCUUUCUCUGACAAGAAACCAAGACAAAAUAGACGAGAAAAACAUCCCAAUAAAGAGAAGAAGCUUCAAGGGUCAGAUCAUGAAGACAAUCAUGAUGAUGAUGAUGAUGAUGAUGAAAAUACUAAUACAGAUUCAUCAGAAACCAAAAAAGACAGAAAGAACUUCAAGAAAACCGAAGAAGAAAAAGAAGAAGAAAAUGAAGCCAAACAUAAGAGCACAACAAAGCCAGAUGGUCAUCCUUCAUCUGACAGCAAAACAAGAAAACCAAAAUCUCAGAGAGCCCAGCCACAAUCUGAUGUAGGCCGAACUGUACACGUCUUGGGUCUACCCUCUACAAUAUCUGCCAAGGAAAUAUAUAAAAGGUGCCGUAAAGUAGGUGAAAUUGAGAAUACAGUUUUUCCACUAGAAGAUCGGGAUGAACCAGUGGCAGCACUUACUUUUAAGACUCCAAAGGAUGCAAGAAUUGCUGUCGCAAAAUUGAAUAAAAAAGUCAUCAAAGGUAAAGAAGUAACCGUUGUUCUAAAGUCCAAAGAGCAUCAACAACUGUCACAGAAGAGCUUGAAAAAAUCAAGAUUGAUUGUACGGAAUUUGUCAUUCAAAUGCACUGAUGCUAUUCUCAAGGAGUUCUUCUCACAGUAUGGUGAAAUAAAUGAGGUGAACAUGCCAGUCACGAUGAAAGGAAGGAGAAAAAAGAAACAAGGCUUUGCAUUUGUUCAGUUUUCAGAUGUUUUCAGUGCUGCUAAAGCGAGAGAAGCAAUGAAUUUAAAAGAGAUUCUUGGUAGGCCUAUCGCAGUAGACUGGGCAAUCCCAAAGGACCAGUAUGAAAAAGUUGGAAAGUCACUUCAAGGAAACAAAGAUGAAAAAGUCGAAGGUGCAGCUAAUCAACAUGAUGAUGAUGAUGAUGAUGAAAAUAACGAUGACAAUGAAAGCCAUGAGGAGGAUGAAAGGCUGGAAGAAAGUGGCCAAGAAAGUGAUGAUGCUGAUGAUGAUAAAAAUGAUGAGGAAGAAGACGACGACGAUGAAGAUUCUCAAGAGAGCAAAAAAAAACCUUCCGAUGUUAAAGAAGGGCUGACAGUCUUUAUCAGUAAUCUCAAUUAUGACACCACACAGAAGUCUCUCUUUCAACUGUUCAAGAAGUACGGUGAUAUUGAAUACUGCAAAAUCGUCACCGACCCUCUAACGGAUCACAGUAAAGGAACGGCGUUUGUGAAGUUUAAGGCUUUGGAGAGCGUUGAAAACUGCUUAGAGGAAGCGAACGUGGAAGGCGUUGAAAAUGAAGGCCUACAUCUCGAUGGCUUCAAGCUACGAGUUCACCUAGCAGUGACCCGAGGCAAGGCACAGCAACUAAGAAUGGAAAACAAAGAAUCGAAAAAAGAACCAAGGGAUAAGAGAAAUCUGUACUUAGCACGCGAGGGUGUCAUCACAGCGGGUUCUGAGGCAGCCAAAGACUUGAGUAAAGCAGACCUUCAGAAAAGAGAAAAAGCUGAAACUGAGAAGAAGGCUAAAUUAAGGAACCCCAAUUACUUUGUUUCGACGACAAGGCUCUGUGUACGAAAUCUGCCUUUGUCGGCGACGGAAAAGGAAUUGGAAAAGAUCUUCAGCACUUCUGGCGCGGUUAAUGGAGGGAAGCCUGCUCUUGUGAAGAAGGUAUUGAUCAUGCGCAGUAAGGAUCGAAUGGACGGUUCCGGGAAAGGACGUUCACUAGGGUUUGGUUUUAUCGAGUUGGCAAGUCAUAAAGAAGCCUUGACGGCUCUAAGACAAACCAACAACAACCCAGAAAUCUUUGGUUCAAAUCGAAGACCAAUCGUGGAGUUUUCUAUUGAGAAUAGCCUUGCUUUGAAGGCGAAACAACAGAGAAUGGCGAGAAGUAAGAACAAGGAAAAGCCGCGUGUAGAAAAGGAGGAAGAGAUCAAGACGAACAAGCAGAGAAGAAUCGAGAAAGGAGUUCGACGAAGAGAAAAGAGGAAGCUUAAAAGACUUAAUAAGAAAAACGCAGGAGGCAAAGACGCCUCCAGUGUUGCAGAAGGAAGCACAAAUUCUCGUGCAAACAAACCAAACUCUGGUGAAAAUUUUAAAAAGAAAAAGAAACAGUUCCCGAGCAAAAAACAACAAAAGUCACUCAAAAAAGAACCAGAAAACUUACCAACAAAAGAAACAAAGUCGGUGAAAUUGUUUCAGAGAGCAACUAAAUCAGCACAGAAAGAACCGGCUAAUCAGAGUUUUACCGGCAGAAAAAACAGCAAAAGAAAAGCAAUAGACAUGAAAGAAGAAGUAGAAUUCAAUACCAUCGUACAGAAAUAUAAAAGCAAGUUGUUUGGAGACUCCAACUCCGCUGCUAAGCGAUCUAGAUGGUUUGAAUAGAUUUUUUAAAACUUUUGUUGACUUAUACUAACAAAAAUGGCGGAUUAAGCAAUGUUUUUACUCAAUUUUUUUGGUCUUCUGUCAAGAAUUAAACUCAAUGACCAUG